Messenger RNA from Babesia bigemina, 2895 nucleotides. RefSeq lists its product as hypothetical. The record is from RefSeq and is a predicted model, not a curated record. Bases 1 to 2895 code for a protein of 964 amino acids. NCBI's taxonomy places the organism in Eukaryota, Apicomplexa, Aconoidasida, Piroplasmida, Babesiidae. The transcript has a single exon.
AUGGCCAGCUGUCGUAUGAAUUGCAUCUUUUUGUGUUGCGCAGUAGCGUUUCAGUUUAUUGGUUUCAUAGACGCAACUGAUUGUAGCUUUUCUCAGCCAGCAGAAUUACUUCGUGACAAUGCUCUCGUUACCUGCAACCUGGAUAUCCAUAAUUUUGGACCUACGGAGGUAGCAUGCCCGCGCAGGGUCAAACACAGCGAAUACGUGUGGCAUCCUCAACCAGAUUCAAACGAACGGGCUUUUACAAAAACAUACGUAGUUGAAAACGGAAUUUUUCGUUCUGUUGCUCUUUCAGAUGUAUUAAAACGCGAAACUCCAGGGUUUUAUAUCCACACUGAAUCAAAUGAGUCAUCUCGUAUAGUCAAUAUUUACCUACGAGAAGAAGAUUUAUAUGCAAUCACAGGACGCCGUGCGAUAUUUAUCUGUGGGCCAAGAGAUUUGGUUUUGACUGACACGCUGCAGCGUCUCCUUGACGGCAUCGAUGGUACCAUCAAAGCUCAAAGUUUCCCGUGGACUCCAGCCACUCCAUUGUCUCAGGAGAUUGCCAAGAUAGGCAGUGGUUUGGGGAUAUUUUACUUGAUCAGAGGGCGUAAACACAUGCCGCUUCAAGGCUGCGGUAACCUCCCCUCACCACUCUUUGCCGCUGAUCAUGAGGUUACUGUGGAUCCCAUCAGUCGUGAAACUUCAUGUGUGGUGGAUCCCAUGUCAGAAGCGCGCAUUGGUUUUCUUUGUAGCGGCAGGAUUGAACCCCCUGGUUGCAUGAGGUCACUAUUAGAUAGUAAUGGUAACCCUAUGCGUGUGCCGUCACCAUACCCGCUUUUAAAUACUUCUCUUCACAAACAGUGGGUGGUAGCUAAAUAUUUCACAUUUCGAUCUUUACCGCCAAUUAAUGGAGAAUGUAAGUGCAUACAUCCGAAAACUGGUCGGGUGAGUGCAAGGAUAGAAGUCCGCUCGAAAACUGACUACAUUUGUGACAUUGCUAGCAAAAUAUUACGUAACCGAUCUCAACCAAUCAGCGGCCCGUGGUGUUCGGUAGUGCUUCAUCCGGGAAGCACACUAACAAUCAAAUUUCCAAUAAAUAAUUCUAAUCUGGAGGCUCCCAAGGAGGGGGAUCCCACUGUCACAUUCUCGCAAAUGAUGUCUCUCCAUGAAUACCAGACUGAAUUUCAGCCAUAUAACUUGAAUACCCUGAGACAAGUGACCUCAGGACAUGACGUUGAUACGUACAACGAAAUCCCGUACCACGACGCUCUUGUCGGUGAUGCUCUCGAGUUGGAUGUUUCUCAAAUGCAACGUGGCGAAGUAAAACUGAAGUACCACGUCGACAAACCUCUCUCGUUAAAACGUGGAACCAAUGCGUUUCGUUAUCAUUUGACUUUGACAUCAAGAGACGAGCAUGUCCUACACAGAAUACAAGCCAUUGUCAAUAUUUCCUUCGCGUUUACUCAUUUUUAUAAUAUGGUUGGAUGCGACCGGGGGACACCAAGUCUGUUUAAUCCAGAAAAGAGUAAACGUCGUUGUUCAACGAAAUCUAUGGAGAACGGUAUAGGUAGUGUCUAUGAAUGUCUCUACUACGAAUCCAAAGAUUUUGGUUGGGCUGGCAUUCACUGCGGGCCGGAAGAGGAACUGUUGCCGGACAAUUGCGCCUCCGUUGGAUACGAUCUAUACUCAAAUCGAAUAAUGGCAUUUCCCCGCAUCCUGAGGUCUGAGACUUCUCACCCCAUUGGAGGGUUCCAGACGUUCAGCAUAGGUUUUCAAGACGACGCUAUUGGCUACGCUUGCAUAUGUGUCGAUAAACGUGGAUACGAAACAUCCAAACUAAUUCUAGAGUUUAAGAAUCACACUGCCCGCAGCUACGAAGUAGAACGCGCACAACGAUCUCAGACAUCACUUUCUCACAUGUUGCUGCCUUGGCACAGAACCGGAUCAUCAAUAGAAGGAUCCGCAUUACCCGAAUAUCUUAUGAUACAUUAUACACCAGAGGAAGCCUUCACCUUAGAAGCAGGUGAUACGUUGUCACUGUAUUGUGAAAUGGAUUUGGGUGCGCUCCACAUAAUUUCAAUGCGUUUAAACCGUAAUCUUAACCCAAGGAAAAAAACAUUGAAAUGGUUUCCGGAACAACCUGAUGAAUUUUAUUAUAUAGUGGAAGAUACGCCAAACGGAUCAGUGUUGGUUCGCAGGAGCUACAAUGAUUCAAUAGCUACUACACCGGGUGCAUUGGAAGUCGUUCAUCGAGCAAAUACCAAUAGUGUUAGGUUUCCCGAACUGACAAUAAGAACACGUAGAAGCGGCAUUCUUAUAUCAAAGGAUCCAACUAACACGAAAUACGUACCCAUGACGUUUGUCUGCGGUAAUACACCCAAACAAACGGAUGUUACCAUUGCACCUGGUAAUGCAUCGACCUCAGACGCAUCAGCGCAACCCACUUCUAAUAUAAUGAGGUCAUCCACGCCAUACGUUUGGCACGUCGUGGAUAUCGACUUAGAAACCACUGACCCCUACAUGCAAGGCUGUGGUGUUACGUAUUCGUCAACUGAGUUAUUCAAGCCCGAGACACCCAAGCUCUACGAUGCUGAUGGAGAGCUUCAGUUCGGUUGCCAGAUCGACAUUCAGACUGCUAAAGAAGCGGCGUUCUACUGCCCAGCGCCGUAUGUCCUGGACCCACCCAACUGUUUCAACCAAGUUUACGUUGAGGAUGAAGUGAAGAAUUUGAGUGAAAUAAGCCAGUCGAUGAUUGCAUCAGCAUCCAACCACUUCGUCAUCUUGAACUUCGACAGUGCGCGUAUAGGACCCGGGGAGACCCUGCGGCAAACGCCUCCGUUGGAGUGCCGCUGCGUCACCGUUAAGGGUGUCACCCUCUCCACCAUCAAGGUCGAGAACUACUACGCCAAGUAA